This is a messenger RNA of Pseudovirgaria hyperparasitica, 3989 nucleotides long. RefSeq lists its product as uncharacterized. The record is from RefSeq and is a predicted model, not a curated record. Bases 122 to 3853 code for a protein of 1243 amino acids. The transcript has 5 exons. Gene Ontology annotation, molecular function: protein binding; structural molecule activity. Gene Ontology annotation, cellular component: endoplasmic reticulum exit site; COPII vesicle coat. Lineage: Eukaryota; Fungi; Ascomycota; Dothideomycetes; Acrospermales; Acrospermaceae. Gene Ontology annotation, biological process: endoplasmic reticulum to Golgi vesicle-mediated transport; intracellular protein transport; endoplasmic reticulum organization.
CAGUAGGCAACCACCACAAUUGAAUCUCUUACCUCUACCUCGUCCGCUUACCCUACGAUCCCCUACCCACACACUGGAUCGGCCACCUUGAUCACUUCCACCCCUCCUCCACACUUUCGUGAUGGUGCGCUUGCGAGAGAUCCCACGCACGGCCACCUUUGCGUGGUCCCCAGGUGCGCAGGCCCCGCUGAUUGCCACGGGUACAAGAGCAGGAGCUGUAGAUGCGGACUUUUCAAAUGAGACAGUUCUGGAGCUCUGGGAAUUGGCUCUGGACAACGUCGCACAGGGAGCAGAAAUUACUCCUAUCGCAAGCAUAUCUGCAGAUUCGAGAUUUCAUGACAUUGCUUGGUCCCAACCAACUAACGACCAUCCUCGAGGCAUAAUUGCGGGCGCACUCGAAAAUGGUUCACUCGAUUUGUGGGAUGCCGAGAAGCUGCUUAAGAAUGCAAGCGACUCGCAUAUCACACGUAUUGAUAAGCACACCGGGCCCAUCAAAGCCCUCCAGUUCAACCCGUUCCGCCCGGAGCUCCUCGCAACUGGCGGAGCCAAAGGCGAGCUCUACAUCACGGACGUUACCAAUCCAUCCAGCUCCUUCCGGCUAGGUUCCUCCGCCGCGCGAGCAGAUGAUAUUGAAGCAAUCGAUUGGAACAAGAAGGUCCCCCACAUAUUGGCUACCGGUAGUAGCGGUGGCUUUGUCACGGUCUGGAACGUGAAAGAGAAGAAAGAGAACCUCACAUUGAACAACUAUGGAAGAAAAGCCGUCAGCGCGGUUGCAUGGGAUCCCAACGUUCCAACCAGGUUAAUAACUGCCGUGCCGAACGACAUGGACCCCUUAAUUCUCAUGUGGGACCUAAGGAAUUCGAACGCGCCGGAGAAAAUACUGAAGGCACAUGAACAGGGCGUCUUAUCCUUAGACUGGUGUAGACAUGAUAGUGAUCUCCUUCUGUCAUGCGGUAAGGAUAACAAGACGAUUUGCUGGAACCCGCACACCGGGCAGGCUCUUGGAGAGUUUCCAAUUGUGACAAAUUGGACUUUCCAAACCAGGUUCAACCCUCAUAAUCCAGGUCUCAUUGCUACAGCAUCAUUUGAUGGGAGGAUCGCAGUACAGACGAUACAGAGCACCCGCAAAGACGACAAGGCUACGACCACGACUAGUCAGUCUCUCAGCGGAGAAGACUUUUUUGCCAGCGCCCAGACGCUACCACAGGGAGAUACAUUCUCCUUGCCACAAGCGCCAAAGUGGUUGCGGCGACCUGUAGGCGUCUCAUUCGGCUUCGGUGGCAAGCUCGUGAAGCUGUCUACAACGGAGCUCGGUUCAAGUCAAUCCAAGAUUACUAUAUCCACGUUCGCAGCAGAUGCAGCGGUAGGAAUUGCUACGGAAAGGUUUGAAAAGACCUUGGAAGAAGGUGAUUUGGCCAAGAUUUGCGAAGAUAAGAUAUCGACUGCUCGCACGGACGAAGAGAAGGCUGAUUGGACUGUCAUCGAGACGCUGAUCACCGGCAACGCCCGUAAAAAGCUCGUAGAUUAUCUAGGCUUCGCUGAUGCUGCUGUCGCGCCUGAAGAAUCACAAGUGGAGGUCAACGGCAAAGCCGAAGACAAGGACGGGUCAGCUUUCUUUGAUGGUGGUGACGUUGACAGUUUCCUCUCCGAUCUUGCAGCUACUAAAGGAGCGCGGACGAACAAUCCAUUCAAUCUGUAUAGCGGGCAAGAAUCUGAAGCCGAUAAGAGGAUUACACAAUAUUUGAUUCUGGGAAACUUCGAUCGGGCUCUCGAUGUCUGCUUACAAGAAGACCGCAUGUCCGAUGCCUUCAUGAUUGCUAUUUGUGGUGGUCAAGAGUGUAUAGCCAGAGCACAAGCCGCGUAUUUUAAAGGUAAAGCACAGGGACCCAAUUACCUGCGCCUCCUAGCCUCCGUUGUGGGCAAGAAUUUGUGGGACACUGUCCAUAACGCCAAUCUCGAUAACUGGAAGGAAGUGAUGGCGACUGUUUGCACUUUUGCCGAUGCGUCUGAGUUUCCUGAUCUGUGCGAAGCGCUUGGUGAUAGACUCGAAGAGGCAUACGCCGAUGCGGCUGAUAGGAAGUCUCUUCGUCGUGACGCAUCUUUCUGUUACUUGGCAGGUUCCAAGCUUGAAAAGGUUGUCACGAACUGGGUACAAGAGCUACAGGAGAAUGAGAAUGCAGGAUUGGAAGAAGCUGAACAAGAGACAAGUUUCUUUGUCCACGCCAAAUCUCUCCAGGAUUUUAUCGAAAAAGUCACCAUCUUUAGGAAGGUCACUGGCUUCCGGGACGAGCAGCUCAAUCAGGCCGAGGACUGGAAACUGGCGGCUCUUUAUGCGAAGUAUACUGAGUAUGCUGAUGUUGUUGCAGCGCAUGGACAGUUGCACGUUGCUGAAAAGUACCUCGACUUGCUUCCGGCCAAGUACCCAGCGGCGGAUGUUGCUCGCAAUCGCGUGAAGCAAGCAACAACGAAAGCAACUCCUACUGUCCAGAACCAGCCAGCGCCUGCUGUUACUCAGGCUCAGCGUGGACAACGGGUAGUACCAAGCUAUGCUCAAACCCAACCAGCUCCAGCCCCCACCCAGUCUGUACCAUCGCCAUAUGCACCAGUACAACAGCAAACGGUAUCAGCAUACGCGUCUCAAGCUCAGCAGGCGACAAAUCCUUAUCCUCCUGCUCCAGGAGCGAGAAGCUACACUCCCAAUGCUUACGCUCCUGCUACAGCGCCUGGCAUUCCCCAGCCAAGUUAUGGUGGCUAUCAAGCACCCCAGCAACAGAGUAUUCCCCCACCCCCUCGCGGGUUUACAUCUUCACCAUCAGUGGUACCCGCUGCUCAGCGCAAAGACAUCGCUCAGUGGAAUGACACACCCGAUUUCGGACCCAAGAUACCCCCGCCACGUCGUAACACGCCUACUGUUCAAGGACCUUUCGGGAAUCAACAAACUACUGGGCCUCCCCCUAUGAUGUCGCCAACAGGCUUUCAGCAGUCAAGACCGACUCCACCACCUCCUCCGAAAGGACCUUUAGGUGGUGCAGGACCACCACCUUCGGCUCCUCAGACGUUUCAACCUCCUCCCCGUCCAUCAUCGUCCGCAGCGAAUGCGUAUGCUCCCCCUACACAGUCGCCGAACCAGACUGGCUUUGCGCCACCGGUUCAAGCGCCGCCCCGUGGACCGUCACCAUACAACCCUCCGCCAUCCACAGCCGCUCCGUCUUCCAAUCGUUACGCCCCUGCCCCGGGAUCACAACCUACUCCCCCUCCAGGUGGUCUUCCAACGCCUCGAGCUACAGGACCCCCACCCCAGAACUAUUAUGGGGCAGCACCAUCACAGUAUGCACCUCAGCCAGGACCUGGACCGGCUUCUGCUCAGGCACCACCCCCAUCGGGACCGCCACGAGGCCCACCACAGGGACCCCCACGGGCUGCACCACCUCCUGGACCACCUCAGAGGCCACCUUCCGGACCACCCCAAGCCGUACCUACCCCUCCACCAGCUGCUGCCAAGUAUCCUCCCGGAGAUCGGUCACAUAUUCCCCCGCCAGCGCAACCCAUUUUUGAGAUCCUAAGUGGAGACAUGCAGCGCGUGAAAUCCAAAGCGCCAGCCUCAUUCAAGCCUCAGGUUUUAGAUACAGAAAAACGGUUGAACAUACUCUUCGACCACCUGAACAAUGAGGACGUUGUCAAACCUGGCACUGUGCAGCAGAUGGGAGAAUUGGCGCAGGCUCUCCAAGGCCGCAAUUACGAACAAGCAACUGCUAUAAUUACCGAUAUCAUCAAGGUGAAGAACGAUGAAGGUAGUAAUUGGAUGGUCGGUGUCCAGCGCCUACUAAAGAUGAGCCGCGCAACUCCACUAUGAGACACCCAGGGCUUGUAAAUUACCGCCGGCAGCUGACCAUAUAUUCCCGUUGAGGAACAUGUGGUCACGCGAGCAGUCUUGAUGGUACAAUUGAGAUUCUUUAAGUAUAUAUUUGCUUAUCACCAGAUAGCAUGAC